UUGCGUUCGCUCGCAUUUUUGUUUUGGCAGCUUGCUUGCUGCUCUUUUUACUUCUUGUCUACAUCGAAAGUGCGAAUCGAGGUACCUACUAAACAACUUUAGAAUUCCAUAAUUACUUUUGGCGGAUUCAAGGAACGCUACAAUGGCAGACUCUGGCAUGGGUCGUGGCCGCGGCCUGGCUCUGCUACAGGCCCUGAAGAAAUCACAAAGGAUGGACUCUCCGCCACAAUCUGAACAACCUACACCGGACCCCACUCCUGGGCCCAGUGUUACCCCCAGUGUGGUAAGUUCCACAAGUGGAGCAACUUCAACCACUUUAGGUGGGAGAGGUAAAAUGGCUGCGAUGAUGUUGGCAAAGAUGGCUCCAAAACCUGGAGGUACAACUCCCGCCUCGGAUGUCAGCCCGAAUGUUGUCCCAGUAAGGGGUGCCGGUCGAGGCAUAAAGCUUUUGCAAAAUUUGAAAGCCAUGCAACAGACCGAGAAGCCUCCAGAAAGUAGAAUUGCAUCCGACGUCGAAGCAGUCACACAUAGAAUGGCUGAAAGCGCAAUUUCGAGUACUGUCAAUACUGAGAAAUCAUCAGUCGCCAGGAAUAAGUAUUUUAAAGAGGUGAAGGAUUCUCCACCUGUGGUUAUGAAAGGAGAGUCGGGUACUCCUUGUGAAAUAACCGCCAACUUUAUAUACUUGAAGUUUGAAGAGAACAAUGUGUUCGAAUAUGACGUCUCAUAUGACCCAGAUCAGGAUUACAAGUCGUUGCGGUUCAAAUUACUAAACGAGCACAACCACUACUUCAAAGAAAAGACUUUCGACGGCACAACUUUGUAUGUGCCACACAAAUUGCCAGAUGAAGCUACUAACUUAGUCUCAACGAAUCCCUUUGAUAACAGCAAAGUUAACAUUACUAUCAAAUUUCGGAGGACGCGGCGGCUCAGCGAAAUGGUGCAUAUAUACAAUGUGCUGUUCAAACACAUCAUGAAGGAUCUGCAACUAGUACGGUUUGGGAGACAAUUCUUCAACGAACAUUCCGCCAUUCAGAUACCGCAACACAAGCUUGAAGUGUGGCCGGGCUACGUGACAGCAGUAGACGAGUACGAAGGUGGUUUGAUGUUGACGUUGGACUCGACGCAUCGCGUUCUGCGCACGCAAUCUGUUCUCUCGCUCAUCAAGGAGGCGGCGCAGACGCAGGGCAACAACUGGAAGAGAAUUGUCUCCGAUCAGCUGCUCGGGUGUUCUGUUAUGACUACUUAUAACAAGAAGCUGUUCAGGGUGGACUACAUUGAUGACAAAAUGACCCCAAAAUCGACUUUCGAGAAGAAUGAGAAAGGAGAAAUGGUGAAAAUAUCCUACAUUGACUAUUACAAGAAGAAUUAUGGUAUUGACAUCAUGGACUGGGAUCAGCCAAUGUUGAUUUCCAAGGAAACAAAGCGCAUGCCAGGUUCAGACGCGCCGACAGAGUUCCUCAUCUGCUUAGUUCCCGAGUUGUGCCAGAUGACAGGUUUGACUGACGACCAGCGCAGCAACUUCCGCCUCAUGAAGGAUGUCGCCACUUACACGCGCAUCACGCCCAACCAACGACAUGCUGCUUUUAAGAAGUACAUACAAAACGUCUUAAAAAACGAAACAGCAGUGAGACGUCUCAAAGGUUGGGGCCUAAGCAUAGCCCCGGAAACGAUCAACCUGACAGCAAGGACACUUGACCCUGAAGUGUUGUACUUUGGGAACAAUAUCAAAGUACCAGGCAAACCCAAUGCGGAUUGGAACGGAGAUGUUUGCAGACAACCCGUGAUGCAAGCCGUUGAUAUACUCCGUUGGGCCGUCAUAUUUACAGACCGGGAUAAGCAAGUCACUCAAAGCUUCCUAGAAACCCUCAAACGGUGUUGUACUCCAAUGGGCAUCAACGUUUCGCCGCCAGAAAUGGUUCGUCUGCCAAACGACCGUACAGACUCGUAUAUCCAGGGUCUGAGGAAGACGAUAACGCAGUCUCUCCAACUCGUAGUCGCCAUCUGUCCGACGGCAAGAGACGACCGAUACGCUGCCAUCAAGAAGAUCUGUUGUGCUGAUUAUCCUAUACCUUCUCAGGUAAUAAAUGCGCGCACGAUAAUGAACCAGCAGAAGAUCCGCUCGAUAACGCAGAAGAUCUUGCUGCAAAUUAACUGCAAGCUGGGCGGGUCGCUGUGGAACAUCAGCAUCCCCUACAAGGCGGCAAUGAUCAUCGGCAUUGACUCCUACCACGACGCUGGGAGGAAGAAGCGAAGCGUGUGCUCGUUCAUAGCGUCGUAUAACCAGUCGAUGACGCACUGGUACUCGCGCGUAAUAUUCCAAGAGCGAGGACAGGAGAUCGUAGACGGAUUGAAGUCAUGUCUCGUGGACUCCUUGACGCACUACCUGCGAAACAACGGGAGACUGCCCGACCGAGUCAUCAUGUACAGAGACGGCGUCGGCGACGGCCAGUUGAAGAUAAUCAAGGAGUAUGAGAUCCCGCAGAUGCAGAUAUGCUUCUCCCUCCUCGGGGAGACGUACAAGCCCACAUUGACAUACGUCGUGGUGCAGAAGCGGAUCAACACGAGGAUAUUCAUGAAGGUCGGCGGCGGCUACGAGAACCCGCAUCCCGGCACUGUGUUAGAUCAUGGCGUCACAAGGCGUGAUUGGUACGACUUCCUGAUCGCGUCGCAGAAGGUGAACCAAGGGACGGUGACCCCAACCCACUACGUGGUAGUCCACGACGACAGUGGUAUGACGCCUGAUCAGUGCCAGCGGCUCACCUACAAAAUGUGCCAUCUGUAUUACAACUGGCCCGGCACAGUGCGAGUACCUGCCCCCUGCCAGUACGCCCACAAACUCGCCUACCUCAUCGGACAAAGCGUCCACGACCUACCCUCCGAUAAACUAGCAGAUAAGCUCUAUUUCUUAUAAUAUGCUCUAUGCAUUCCCACUUUAUAAAUAUAAGUAGUAGUUAGUAUAAGGACAAUGCUCGUAAAGUAAUAAUGGAAGGAAAUGCUCACGUGACGGUGGAAAAAUGUCUUGUCUAUGAUGCCGAUUCGGGCAGCCAUCAACAUCAUUUUUGUUGAUUUAAAACUAGCUCUAACUCUUUCUUGCACUUAUUGUAAGUGAAGGACGACACUAGUUCAAGAGCUGUCAAAUGAAAAUUAGGUUAAGUUUGUGUGCGCCCGUAUAGGCACCAAUACGUGGUAAGUUUUUACCAAACAUUACCAUUAGCCAAAAAAUCAAACGAUCCGGACUUACUAGCGGGAUGAGGGGCGCGAUCACUUGCAAUACGGCUGCGUGCCACUAUGAAAACACUGCGACAGUUUAUGGCGGAAUAGCUAUCAACACGUGUUUUUUCUAUAUCUCUUAAGAUCAAUAAUUAUCCGUUUUUACAGUCCGCUGAUAUGUUAUUACAAUCACCAAUCUAGAUAUGUACUCCUUUUCAGUCACCACUUCAUAAUGGAACUUUUUUUACCUUUUUUUUUUGACGUGACUUAUUGUAGAUUUGCCGCAGAUGGCAUUAACUACUUGGCCGGACAAAUGGGGAGCGCUGAAGGCUCUCACCCGGUACAAAGUUUAAGACGACAGGCCUGAGGGUGCCCAGUUGGGCGCGAACCUCGGCUCAGGGCGUCGUCUGAGAGGAAAAAUAUUUGAAAGAAUUAAUCGACCCUAGUGGGUCGAUAGCGAUAAGCGCUGAAUGAGGGAAAUCGUCGACCACGCCGGC
Molecule: messenger RNA, 3707 nt
Organism: Pectinophora gossypiella (pink bollworm)
Lineage: Eukaryota; Metazoa; Arthropoda; Insecta; Lepidoptera; Gelechiidae
Gene: Ago3
Product: piwi-like protein Ago3
Exons: 17
Coding region: 143-2911 (922 amino acids)
Biological process (GO): regulatory ncRNA-mediated gene silencing
Cellular component (GO): P granule
Molecular function (GO): protein binding; piRNA binding
Source: RefSeq, a predicted model, not a curated record